This is a messenger RNA of Lacerta agilis (Sand lizard), 716 nucleotides long. It is a transcript of the gene CMTM6, whose product is annotated as CKLF like MARVEL transmembrane domain containing 6. NCBI's taxonomy places the organism in Eukaryota, Metazoa, Chordata, Lepidosauria, Squamata, Lacertidae. The record is from RefSeq and is a predicted model, not a curated record. Gene Ontology annotation, cellular component: membrane.
CCUCCUUCCUCUAGGCUUUGGCACCCGGCCCUCUCUGGGGACAACUCCCCCUGAAGCUGAAGCGGAGGCCGUCUUUCCCUUUGGUUUUCCUCGCAGGGCCUACUCCUUUCGCGGCCAUGGAGAACGGGGCGCCGGUCUACGCCGACACCACCGUCCCCGCCGAGCAGCCGCCGGGGAAGGGCCCCCGCUGCACUGGCUGCACCGCCGACAACUUGGGAGUGAGGCGGCUGGCGCUGAAGGCCUCGCAGCUGGCCCUGUCCUUCCUAGCCUUCUUUGAAGAAAUUGUGCAACAUUGCAGCAAUUGCGGUGGCCUUUACUUCUUUGAAUUUGUCAGCUGCAGUGCCUUCCUCUUGAAUAUCCCAAUCCUGGUUACAUAUUGCACUUCUUUGUACGAGAGGACAGGGAAGGAAAAAGUAGCAACUGUGGAUUUCUUGAUUGUUUCAGUAGUGACGGUCUUCUUCCUACUAGCUUCAAUUGUGUUUGCUGCAACCAACGAUAAUACACCCCCCGAAAGCGCUGCUAUUGUAAGUACAUGGCCCUUUGCUCCUCAUUAUUUGUGUUCGAUAUCUGGUGUGUGGAAUCAAUUUUGCAUUUUCAGGCCUUCCCUUCUGCAUGUACAGGAAGAUGUGGCACAGGUGAUGCAAAAAGAACGCAGUAGGAUGCUGCUGUUAAGACCUAGUGAAAAAGUUGCUGUGGAAUAACUUUAAGAGUCAGUU